AUGGAAGAGUACGAAUGCCAUUUACCUAGUAUGCCAGAAGCAACACCAAUAUUAUUAAAAUUAAAAGAAGAACUGCUUGCACAAAAUAAUUAUGAAUAUGGCGACUUACACAUGGAUGUAGUACGUUUCAACCCAAAUUAUGGUAUUGUGAAAGUUGAAAUGAAUUACAAAAUCUUUUAUCAAAAACAAGAACCAAUUGAUGAAACAGACUAUAAUAUAGGUAUUAUGCAAGAACAGGAACAGGAAGUUUCAAAUAACCAUUAUAAUAACAGUGUUUUUUCAUGCCCAGAAAUGGAGUUAACCACCAGUGACAUUUACAUGCAACGUGAAGUCGAAGAAAAAGUAGAUUUAAAUAACAUUUCAAAAAAUCCGGGAUGA
Molecule: messenger RNA, 378 nt
Organism: Macrosiphum euphorbiae (potato aphid)
Lineage: Eukaryota; Metazoa; Arthropoda; Insecta; Hemiptera; Aphididae
Source: the annotation of a GenBank genome assembly